UUGUCUUGGUGACAGUUUCAGUUUGUCACUUUUGGCAGUGCUUUUUCCCAAAAUUUUCCGAAUAAAUUAUCGUAAAAAUGGAUCAGUUUAACGUGUUGGAAACGCGAUGGAGCCUCGAGUUCCAACGCCGGCGCGAACUCAUGAAAACCAUGCAAGCCCCCACAAUGUCCGAAGUCAAAGUGGUGGCGGGCUUGCCUCUGGCUUUAGUCAUUUUCGAACAGAGUCUCGAAGACAUACAAAAAGACCUCGGGGUGGUCCCGCCCCUGGAAGGCGCCAAAGGCGAGCUGUGGGUGUCCCCGAGCGACCUACUUAUCGGAAAAGUGGCUCUGACCCCUCCUCUGACCCAAAAACACAUCCAAGCCUUGACGCACCAGGGAAUUAUCGAGUUGGGUAGCGAGAUUGAGCAAAAGUUCGUGAACGAAUUCAAAAUGGAAAAGGAGAAUGCGAUCAGAGAACGCGAAAUUUGCCUCGGGAAGAUCUUCGAGGUGGAAAAGGCGCGGGCUAUUGAAGAGGCCCUCCAAGGGGAGGGGCGCAAGUACGCCAAAGAGAUGGACGCAAUGCGGAAUGUUUUUGAAAAUAAAAUCAGUCAGCUCUUGUGGGAAUGUUUCGAUCAAAUCAAAACGCUAGAGGAACAACUCCAGGUUGAGAUUGACUCGCUUAACGUUAUCUGGCAAUCGCACCUGGACGCCCAAAUCCAGGAGACAAUUGACCGGAUCACCGAAGAGUUUUUGGAGAAAAUGAGGCAACAAGAGAUGAUUCUAGUCGGCAUUUAUACGAAAAAAAUCAGGCAAUUGAAAGCGAAGAAAAAAUGCGCGAUUGAAUUCGAGCGGCGCAAAUGCAAGGAAACCCUGAUUCAGAUGAAGCAUAAACUUCACUGCGAGAAUGUGGCAAAUCUGAUGUAUCUCUUGUGUAAAGAACGCAGAAAGUGCAAAAAUGAGAAAGACUCAAUACAUGACGAUUAUUUGGCUCAAAUAAAACGGCACAAAACGACCAUACGAACCAGAAACAAUACUAUUAAAAAAUUAAAAACGAUUCGGGACAAGAAGACCAAACAAGUCAGCGUGAGGGAGAAAUGUUUGAUUGAGAUUCUGCGCCAGUUCCAGAAAUUCAUUUAUUACGCGCUGAAAGCAAGCCCGACCCAAGGCGAAUUUCUCCUAAACAUAAACAAGUUAAUUAGGUACGAACUGGACGAUUAUUGCCUCCCUCUGGAAUUAAAAGACGACCAAACGCCCGAAAAGCCCCGGGUUUUGGAAGUCGGAGACGUUGUCUCUUCAUCACUGGGUGAGGAAACCGAUGAUUACACCAAACAAAUUGAACAGUUUAUGAAAGAGGAGAGGACUGACGACAAUUUCGGCGAAAGCGACGUUUUGCCCGCCUUCUACUUCAACAAUAAAGUUUAUGUGAGAGAGGACUUCCGAGACAUGCUCGAGGCCGGAAUUGAAGUCGACCGUGAAAAUUCCCUGUGGAACCCCGACGUCGAGGAAUUGAUUCAAGUGUUCAAACGCCAGAUCAGCGCAAAACUGAAUGACAAAUCCGACAGGAGAUCCAUCAGUAAAUUGUCACGUCAUUCGAGCGUUCAUUUCAAUUACGAAAAAUCACCCAGUGGUAGUUUGUCGGAUCAAAUCCUGGCAAUAUCCCCCCUUCCAUCCAACCACGAACCGACCCACGUCUGUGACCACAAACCUUCAGCAAUACCAACCCCAUCAAUGGACGAUGAGGAGAAAGAACUCCGGAAAGUGUCGCUGGAAGCGGAGAAGGACAAGAAAAAGCCAAAGCGACCGUCGAUUAUUAUUAAAGAGUCGGAAGGGUCUUCGAAAAAACGGGACUCUACAACGUCUGACUUGAUAACACCGGAACUGCGGUCGCACCUCACAACCCAAUCGAAGCUGACUUUGGCCCGCGAUUCGCUCAUUUUGCACCUAACUACCAUGGAACGCAAAUCCAUUCAGUACAUGGCCAAAAUGGCAGAUGCCGGCUCUGUCGGAAAGACCAGCAAUUUGGAGGACAAACUAAUCGAACUGAAAGCGUCGUCCGUGGAAGACGAGCAAGCGUCCAGCUUCCAGGAACAGGAAAUGAAGCCACUCGAGGCGAAACAGUCACAUUCAACGCUAAGUCACGAGAGCCUCAACAAGCCCCCCAGCAAGCCAACAUCCAAGCUUUUGCUCGCCAACGACUCUUACGAGUUGAUCAAAUCGACAAUCGCCCUAGUUGGGGAAAAGGAAAAGGACAAAGAAGAUCUAGAGCACGAGAUAGGGACGAGGAAAUCUCAGCUGACUUUCAACUCGAAGAUCUCAGUUGAGGGCCGCACUUUUGAGGCUAGCGCCGUGGACAAGGUCCUUAAGGGAAAGCAGGGAAAAACGACGCCGAGGAAAGCAACAGCGAAGAAAACGCCCCGAUCGGUUGUCAAAGUCGCCGGUUCGCGCAAAACGAAAGAGCACGCGCAAACCGUGGACGAGUUCACGGAUGAAAGAAUCAAGGAUUUGGUCAAUUUAAUGAAAGAUAAUCCGAGUUUAAUUCACCUAUUUACUCCCUGCUCCAAAUAGUUAUUUCAUUUUUUGCUUCAUCAGUUGCACCCAUACAUUCGUUUUUAUAAAAACUUUGUUUUUCAAUGCUGUGACUUCCCUCAAUUUGGCUAAACGCUCCUCGACGUAUUUUUCAGCUGAAAAGGCCUCGCCCUCUUUGCACUGCUUGAUGAGUUCGGCUUGGAAUAGUUUUUCCUUGUUCCAUUCGCGCCUUUGGCGUUUCUACAGGCAAUUACAUGUAACAUACUCUACUCGAAAUGUUAUUAAAAAUACCUUUGCCCACUCAAA
Messenger RNA from Tribolium castaneum (red flour beetle), 2810 nucleotides. RefSeq lists its product as uncharacterized. Bases 78 to 2543 code for a protein of 821 amino acids. The transcript has 3 exons. The record is from RefSeq and is a predicted model, not a curated record. Lineage: Eukaryota; Metazoa; Arthropoda; Insecta; Coleoptera; Tenebrionidae.